CCUGCACUGCACUGCACUGCUUUGCAUGCCACGGCCACUCUGUACUUCACUACCGACGCAACGCCACCCAUCAAACCAUGACCGUCACGGAGCAAAUCGUAGACACGGCCGAGAGUGUCAAGGAGGCCGUCGUGGGACUCAGUCAUGGCUCGACCACUCGCCAAGCCACGCGACAGGAAAUGAGCGACGCCAGACUUCCGCUGGCCUACCGUGAUUCAUGCGCUCAUCUCCUCAUCCCGUUGAACAAGUGCCGAUACGAUAAUUACUACCUCAACUGGCGGUGUCAGGACGAGAGGCAUUCGUACGAAAAGUGCCAAUACGAGGAGUUCAAGCUACGUGUGAAGAAGAUGGACGAGAUUAGGGCGCAGAAGGGUGGACAGCGAUCAAAUUAGAGGCUCGUCCUCUGACUGGGCAUGAGCAACGAUGCAUCGUGGAGAAGUGUGAGAAGGCUAUGCUGGUGUCUCGUGGCCAGUGUACAUACAAGUACCCAACCACUCUGGAACAGGUCCAGCUGAAGCACUGCAGCGCCGCCCUAACGUGUUGGAGAAGUAGGUCGCUAUUGAUGUCAUGCUCGCUGAAUAUGGUACGCACGGUGCCCGCAAGCUCAGGGCUCAGCCCAGUCGCAGCGCGCGGCGACUCCACUGAGUUGACUGCCCUUCCUAUUCUUUGAGAUGGUCGUGUACAGCAGCAUGUGCCAUUCUGAAUGCCCACCCCAAUUCUGCGACGAGCGCAGUCUCGUCCAU
This is a messenger RNA of Sphaerulina musiva SO2202, 743 nucleotides long. RefSeq names its product NADH-ubiquinone oxidoreductase B18 subunit. NCBI's taxonomy places the organism in Eukaryota, Fungi, Ascomycota, Dothideomycetes, Mycosphaerellales, Mycosphaerellaceae. Bases 78 to 392 code for a protein of 104 amino acids. The transcript has 3 exons. Gene Ontology annotation, cellular component: mitochondrion. The record is from RefSeq and is a predicted model, not a curated record.